AAUCCAUUUAAUUGAGUUUGGCACAGCAGGAAUUAGGGUUUUGGAUACACAGAAGAGGAGAGAGACGAAUGGCGUCCACCACAGCUCGUCGAACCCUUGCUUCACUCCUUGCUCGAACCCUCUCUUCCCCAUCUCCAUCUUCAUCCUCUCGCUCUCGCCUCUCCAUUCCUCUCCUCAAUGGCUUGCCCUUGCCAGAACACAGACCCCACCCACACAACAUCUUGACCCGCCCCAAGACCUCCGGGUCGGGCUACUCGCCCCUAAAUGACCCGUCGCCCAACUGGAGCAACCGGCCUCCGAAGGAGACGAUCCUCCUAGACGGCUGUGAUUACGAGCACUGGCUCAUCGUCAUGGAGUUCCCCACCGACCCUAAGCCCUCCGAGGAAGAGAUGAUCAACGCUUACGUCAAAACCCUAACCUCCGUUGUCGGAAGUGAGGAAGAGGCGAAGAAGAAGAUUUACUCGGUUUGCACGACCACUUAUACUGGAUUUGGGUGCUUGAUCUCCGAGGAACUCUCCUAUAAAGUUAAAGGAUUGCCUGGCGUUCUCUGGGUUUUGCCGGAUUCGUAUCUUGAUGUGCCAAACAAGGAUUAUGGAGGUGAUUUGUUCGUUGAUGGUAAAGUUAUUCACCGGCCACAAUAUUGGUAUAACGAGAGGCAGCCAACGAGGCGGCCUCGCCCACGGUAUGAUAGGCGCCGUGAAACAAUGCAGGUUGAGAGGAGAGAUACUGGAAACAGAGUGAGCUGGGCACAGAGCCGGCCUCAAGUUGUUCAGCAGCAAACGACGAUGGAGUCCCAGGGUUCUGCUCAGGUUGGAGGGCCGGGCAUUAACAUGGGAGAAGUUAAUACUGGAAGCACAUAAGAUGUUUUUAGCUCUUAUAUAUAACUCUGUUGCUGAAU
Rhodamnia argentea is the source of this 898-nucleotide messenger RNA. RefSeq names its product multiple organellar RNA editing factor 3, mitochondrial. Gene Ontology annotation, biological process: mitochondrial mRNA modification; cytidine to uridine editing. Gene Ontology annotation, cellular component: mitochondrion. The transcript is spliced from 4 exons. Lineage: Eukaryota; Viridiplantae; Streptophyta; Magnoliopsida; Myrtales; Myrtaceae. Bases 69 to 860 code for a protein of 263 amino acids. The record is from RefSeq and is a predicted model, not a curated record.